Molecule: messenger RNA, 948 nt
Organism: Rotaria sordida
Lineage: Eukaryota; Metazoa; Rotifera; Eurotatoria; Philodinida; Philodinidae
Source: the annotation of a GenBank genome assembly
AUGAUUAAUACAGUUGAAGAAGAAAAAAACUCUGAAACGUCCGUUCAGCGUACAGUUCUACUCGACAUUCCUGCUCGAUUACAAUGGGAAAAUGAUCAUGGUUACUGUGGUGAAACAGCUAUACAAUCGUUCGGUCUCUACUAUGGUGCUUGGAUCUCUCAAAAACUUGUUCGUAGUAUCAACAAUGGCGAAUAUCUCUUAAGAAAAGUAUCGAAGGACGACCAUCGAAAUCCAACGCAUACAUUAUCUGUUCUUCAUUUUACUUAUGACGAAUGGGACUUGGAAAAUUCACCUCAACCUCAGUUUCAUGAUUAUUGCUGUUGGAUGAAGAGAUCUAUCAUACGAGGACAUCCCGUAAUGUUCGUUGUCUAUCUACUCUAUAUGCAUGAUAAAGACUAUGAUCAUAUUAUGCCGGCGAUCGGCGUUCAAUUUAGAGACGAAAAUCAAUAUGAUCCAGACGAUGUGCUUAUCUACUACAAUCUUUAUCAUCUGCGACAAAUUGAACGAAAAAUGAGUGAAAAUGAUUUGGCAGCGACAAGAAAAACAUGUCGGAAACAUUGUGGUGAAGGUGGAUGCAUACCACUCAAUAUUGACUAUGGAAUCGCUGUAACAGGUAUUUUGGACGAAAAUCAUGUGACAUUACCCGUACGUCUGUCUGUGUCUGCAUGGAAUGAACCGAAUACACACCCUGCUUACAAUGAAAAACCUACCGAGAUGGAUGGUGUCGUCACCGUACGUAAUUUAAUUGUCGGAAAAUCGUAUGUUCUUCUUCGAUAUUCAUCUUAUGAAUAUGUACCAACGAAGGGUAACGUCAAUGAAUUUCUGUUAUCGAAUUUUGAUGAGAAGCAUGAAUUUCUGGCAAACGAUACGAUCUAUAUUUAUGAAGAUCCAAAGAAAAUCCCCUCCACGGGAUCAGUUUAUUAUCGAUGUGUUCCACAACUUGAAUAA